CGGAGCAGCCCCGGCGGCCGGGCCGGCAUCCUCGCGGCGCCCCUCCGCUAGAGCAGGGACCAAGCCAAUUCUCCUUUGCAGCAAAAAAAGAAAAAAAAAAAAAGAAAAGAAAAAAAAAAGAAGAAUAAUUACAUGUAUAUAUUACUAAGCUAAUAUAUACAUUGGACCUUAUUUUUUUUAAAAAAAAGUUUAUUUUGCUCCAUUUUUGAAAAAGCGGGAGCGUGGGUGGCGAGCGGUUUUUAUAAAUUAUUCUUAUUUUCUGUAAUCUGUCCCCGUCCCUCCCCACCCCCCUGCUAAAGCGAGACUAAGGGCAGGGACCGCAGCUCCUACCUACCGGUCACCCUCUUACCCGGUCCUCCCCCUCGCCCCUAACGUCCAGCACAGUGCCCUGCACACAGUAGGCGCUCAAUAAAUGUUCGUGGAUGAUGAUGAUGAUGAUGAUGAAAAAAAUGCAGCAUCAACGGCAGCAGCAAGCGGACCACGCGAACGAGGCAAACUAUGCAAGAGGUACCAGACCCCCUCUUUCUGGUGAAGGACCAACAUCUCAGCCGAAUAGCUCCAAGCAGACGGUCCUGUCUUGGCAAGCUGCGAUCGAUGCUGCUAGACAGGCCAAGGCUGCCCAAACUAUGAGCACCUCCGGACCCCCACCUGUAGGAUCUCUCUCCCAAAGAAAACGUCAGCAAUACGCCAAGAGCAAAAAACAGGGUAACUCGUCUAACAGCCGACCUGCCCGCGCCCUUUUCUGUUUGUCACUCAAUAACCCCAUCCGAAGAGCCUGCAUUAGUAUAGUGGAAUGGAAACCCUUUGACAUAUUUAUAUUAUUGGCUAUUUUUGCCAAUUGUGUGGCCUUAGCUAUUUACAUCCCAUUCCCUGAAGAUGAUUCUAAUUCAACAAAUCAUAACUUGGAAAAAGUAGAAUAUGCCUUCCUGAUUAUUUUUACAGUCGAGACGUUUUUGAAGAUUAUAGCGUAUGGAUUAUUGCUACAUCCUAAUGCUUAUGUUAGGAAUGGAUGGAAUUUACUGGAUUUUGUUAUAGUGAUCGUAGGGUUGUUUAGUGUAAUUUUGGAACAAUUAACCAAAGAAACAGAAGGCGGUAACCACUCCAGUGGCAAAUCAGGGGGCUUUGAUGUCAAAGCCCUCCGCGCCUUUCGAGUGUUACGACCACUUCGACUAGUAUCAGGAGUGCCCAGUUUACAAGUUGUCCUGAACUCCAUUAUAAAAGCCAUGGUUCCCCUCCUUCACAUAGCCCUUUUGGUAUUAUUUGUAAUCAUAAUCUAUGCUAUUAUAGGAUUGGAACUUUUUAUUGGAAAAAUGCACAAAACAUGCUUUUUUGCUGACUCAGAUAUCGUAGCUGAAGAGGACCCAGCCCCAUGUGCGUUCUCAGGGAAUGGACGCCAGUGCACCGCCAAUGGCACGGAGUGUAGGAGUGGCUGGGUUGGCCCAAAUGGAGGCAUCACCAACUUCGAUAACUUUGCCUUUGCCAUGCUUACCGUAUUUCAGUGCAUCACCAUGGAAGGCUGGACAGACGUGCUCUACUGGAUGAAUGAUGCUAUGGGAUUUGAAUUGCCCUGGGUGUAUUUUGUCAGUCUCGUCAUCUUUGGGUCAUUUUUCGUACUAAAUCUUGUACUUGGUGUAUUGAGCGGAGAAUUCUCCAAGGAGAGAGAGAAGGCGAAGGCGCGGGGCGACUUCCAGAAGCUCAGAGAGAAGCAGCAACUGGAAGAAGAUCUGAAGGGCUACCUGGACUGGAUCACCCAAGCAGAGGACAUCGAUCCCGAGAACGAGGAGGAAGGAGGAGAGGAGAGCAAACGGAACACCAGCAUGCCCACCAGCGAGACGGAGUCUGUGAACACAGAGAACGUAAGUGGUGAAGGCGAGAGCCACGGCUGCUGUGGGAACCUCUGGUGCUGGUGGAAGAGAAGAGGCGCGGCCAAGGCUGGGCCCUCGGGGUGCCGGCGGUGGGGUCAAGCCAUCUCCAAAUCCAAACUCAGCCGACGCUGGCGACGCUGGAACCGAUUUAAUCGCAGACGAUGCAGGGCUGCUGUGAAGUCGGUCACGUUUUACUGGCUGGUUAUCGUCCUGGUGUUUCUCAACACAUUAACCAUCUCAUCCGAGCACUACAACCAGCCUGACUGGUUGACACAGAUUCAAGAUAUUGCAAACAAAGUCCUCUUGGCCCUUUUCACCUGCGAGAUGCUGGUGAAAAUGUACAGCUUGGGUCUGCAGGCCUAUUUUGUGUCUCUCUUCAACCGCUUCGAUUGCUUCGUGGUGUGUGGCGGCAUCACCGAGACCAUUUUGGUGGAGCUGGAAUUCAUGUCUCCCCUGGGCAUCUCCGUGUUCCGCUGUGUGCGCCUCCUGCGGAUCUUCAAAGUGACCAGGCACUGGACCUCGCUGAGCAAUUUGGUGGCGUCCUUACUGAACUCCAUGAAGUCUAUCGCUUCGCUGCUGCUGCUGCUCUUCCUGUUCAUCAUCAUCUUCUCCUUGCUGGGGAUGCAGCUGUUUGGAGGCAAGUUUAAUUUUGACGAAACGCAAACCAAGCGGAGCACGUUCGACAACUUCCCGCAAGCACUUCUCACCGUUUUCCAGAUUCUAACAGGUGAAGACUGGAACGCUGUGAUGUACGAUGGCAUCAUGGCCUACGGGGGACCGUCAUCUUCGGGAAUGAUCGUCUGUAUCUACUUCAUCAUCCUCUUCAUCUGCGGGAAUUAUAUUCUGCUGAAUGUCUUCUUGGCCAUUGCUGUGGACAAUUUGGCUGAUGCUGAAAGUUUGAACACGGCUCAGAAAGAGGAAGCUGAAGAAAAGGAACGGAAAAAGAUUGCCAGGAAAGAGAGCCUGGAGAACAAAAAGAACAACAAACCCGAAGUGAACCAGAUUGCCAACAGCGACAACAAGGUGACUAUUGAUGACUACCGAGAAGAAGAUGAGGACAAGGACCCUUAUCCACCCUGUGAUGUGCCGGUAGGUGAAGAGGAAGAGGAGGAAGAAGAAGAUGAACCUGAGGUUCCUGCUGGCCCCCGCCCUCGAAGGAUCUCGGAGUUGAACAUGAAGGAGAAGAUCGCCCCCAUUCCUGAAGGGAGCGCAUUCUUCAUUCUUAGCAAGACCAACCCGAUUCGUGUGGGCUGCCACAAGCUAAUCAACCACCACAUCUUCACCAACCUCAUCCUCGUCUUCAUCAUGCUGAGCAGCGCUGCCCUGGCCGCCGAGGACCCCAUCCGUAGCCACUCCUUCCGGAACACUAUACUGGGCUACUUUGACUAUGCUUUCACAGCCAUCUUUACUGUUGAAAUCCUGUUAAAGAUGACAACGUUUGGCGCCUUCCUCCACAAAGGGGCUUUCUGCCGGAACUACUUCAAUUUGCUGGACAUGCUGGUUGUUGGGGUGUCUCUCGUCUCCUUUGGGAUCCAAUCCAGUGCCAUUUCCGUGGUGAAGAUUCUGAGGGUCCUCCGGGUCUUGCGGCCGCUCCGGGCAAUCAACAGAGCCAAAGGACUGAAGCAUGUCGUCCAGUGCGUCUUUGUGGCCAUCCGGACGAUCGGCAACAUCAUGAUCGUCACCACCCUCCUCCAGUUCAUGUUUGCCUGCAUCGGGGUCCAGCUGUUCAAGGGAAAGUUCUAUCGCUGCACGGAUGAAGCCAAAAGUAACCCUGAGGAAUGCAGGGGCCUUUUCAUCCUCUACAAGGAUGGGGAUGUUGAUAACCCUGUGGUCCGGGAGAGGAUCUGGCAAAACAGCGACUUCAAUUUUGACAAUGUCCUGUCUGCCAUGAUGGCACUUUUCACCGUGUCCACAUUUGAGGGCUGGCCUGAGCUGCUGUAUAAAGCCAUCGAUUCGAACGGAGAGAAUGUCGGCCCCAUCUACAACUACCGCGUGGAGAUCUCCAUCUUCUUCAUCAUCUAUAUCAUCAUCGUGGCUUUCUUCAUGAUGAACAUCUUUGUGGGCUUUGUCAUUGUCACCUUUCAGGAGCAGGGGGAGAAAGAGUAUAAGAACUGUGAGCUGGACAAAAAUCAGCGCCAGUGUGUGGAAUACGCCUUGAAGGCACGUCCCUUGCGGAGAUACAUCCCCAAAAACCCCUACCAGUACAAGUUCUGGUACGUGGUGAACUCCUCGCCUUUCGAAUACAUGAUGUUUGUCCUCAUCAUGCUCAACACACUCUGCUUGGCCAUGCAGCACUAUGAGCAGUCCAAGAUGUUCAACGAUGCCAUGGACAUUCUGAACAUGGUCUUCACUGGGGUAUUCACCGUCGAGAUGGUUUUGAAAGUCAUUGCAUUUAAACCCAAGGGGUAUUUUAGUGACGCCUGGAACACGUUUGACUCUCUCAUCGUAAUCGGCAGCAUUAUAGACGUGGCCCUCAGCGAAGCCGACCCAACUGAAAGUGAGAAUGUCCCUGUCCCAACCGCUACACCUGGGAACUCUGAAGAGAGCAAUAGAAUCUCCAUCACCUUUUUCCGUCUUUUCCGAGUCAUGCGAUUGGUGAAGCUUCUCAGCAGGGGCGAAGGCAUCCGAACCCUGCUGUGGACUUUCAUUAAGUCCUUUCAGGCACUCCCGUAUGUGGCCCUCCUCAUAGCUAUGCUGUUCUUCAUCUACGCGGUCAUCGGCAUGCAGAUGUUUGGGAAAGUUGCCAUGAGAGAUAACAACCAGAUCAACAGAAACAACAAUUUCCAGACAUUUCCUCAGGCGGUGCUGCUGUUGUUCAGAUGUGCCACGGGGGAGGCCUGGCAGGAAAUCAUGCUGGCCUGCCUCCCUGGGAAGCUGUGUGACCCCGAGUCUGACUACAACCCGGGGGAGGAGUAUACAUGUGGCAGCAACUUCGCCAUUGUCUACUUCAUCAGUUUCUACAUGCUGUGCGCAUUUCUGAUCAUCAACCUGUUCGUGGCUGUCAUCAUGGACAAUUUCGAUUACCUGACCCGGGACUGGUCUAUUCUGGGGCCUCACCAUCUAGACGAAUUCAAAAGAAUAUGGUCGGAAUAUGACCCCGAAGCAAAGGGACGGAUCAAGCACCUGGACGUGGUCACUCUGCUCCGCCGCAUCCAGCCGCCUCUUGGCUUUGGGAAACUAUGCCCACAUAGAGUAGCCUGCAAGAGACUCGUUGCCAUGAAUAUGCCCCUCAACAGUGAUGGGACGGUCAUGUUCAACGCCACCCUGUUUGCUCUGGUACGAACGGCUCUUAAAAUCAAGACGGAAGGGAACUUGGAACAGGCAAAUGAAGAACUGCGUGCUGUGAUCAAGAAAAUCUGGAAGAAAACCAGCAUGAAACUACUUGACCAAGUGGUCCCUCCAGCUGGUGAUGAUGAGGUAACCGUGGGGAAGUUCUAUGCCACUUUCCUGAUACAGGACUACUUUAGGAAAUUCAAGAAACGGAAAGAACAAGGACUGGUGGGAAAGUACCCCGCGAAGAACACCACGAUUGCCCUACAGGCGGGACUCAGGACGCUUCACGACAUUGGGCCUGAAAUCCGACGGGCUAUCUCAUGCGAUUUGCAAGAUGAUGAGCCUGAGGAAACAAAAGGAGAGGAGGAAGAAGAUGUGUUCAAAAGAAAUGGUGCCCUGCUUGGAAACCAUGUCAAUCAUGUUAAUAGUGAUAGGAGAGAUUCCCUUCAGCAGACCAAUACCACCCACCGUCCCCUGCAUGUCCAAAGGCCUUCAGUUCCACCUGCAAGUGAUACUGAGAAACCGCUGUUUCCUCCAGCAGGAAAUUCGGUGUGUCAUAGCCAUCAUAACCAUAAUUCCAUAGGAAAGCAAGUUCCCAGCUCAACCAAUGCCAAUCUCAAUAAUGCCAAUAUGUCCAAAGCUGCCCCUGGAAAGCGGCCCAGCCUUGGGAACCUUGAGCAUGUAUCUGAAAAUGGGCAUCAUUCUUCCCACAAGCAUGACCGUGAGCCUCAGAGAAGGUCCAGUAUUAAAAGAACCCGCUAUUACGAAACGUACAUUAGGUCCGACUCAGGAGAUGAGCAGUUCCCAACCAUUUGCCGUGAAGACCCGGAGCUCCACAGUUACUUCCGGGAUGCCCGCUGCUCCGGGGACCAGGAGUACUUCAGCAGCGAUGAGUACUACGAAGAUGACAGCUCUCCGGCAGGGAGCAGGCAAAGCUACGGCUACUACAACAGAUACCCAGGCGGCAACCUGGACUUUGAGCGACCGCGAGGCUACCACCACCCCCAAGGAUUCCUGGAGGACGACUCGCCCCUUUGCUAUGAUUCCCGGAGAUCACCCAGGAGACGCCUGCUACCUCCCACACCGACAUCCCACCGCAGAUCCUCCUUCAACUUCGAGUGUCUGCGCCGGCAAAGCAGCCAGGAGGAGGCCCCACCGUCCCCCGCCUUCCCACACCGCACCGCCCUGCCUCUGCACCUCAUGCAACAGCAGAUCAUGGCCGUGGCCGGUCUGGAUACAAGUAAAGCCCAGAAGUACUCCCCAAGCCACUCGACCCGAUCGUGGGCCACCCCUCCUGCCACCCCUCCCUACCGGGACUGGACACCAUGCUACACGCCGCUGAUCCAGGUGGAGCGGCUGGAAGCCCUGGACCAGGUCAAUGGCAGCCUGCCCUCACUGCACCGCAGCUCGUGGUACACCGAUGAGCCAGGCAUCUCCUAUCGGACUUUCACACCAGCCAGCCUGACCGUCCCUAGCAGCUUCCGGAACAAAAACAGCGACAAGCAGAGGAGUGCAGACAGCUUGGUGGAGGCCGUCCUGAUAUCUGAAGGCUUGGGACGGUAUGCCAGGGACCCAAAAUUCGUGUCGGCGACCAAGUACGAAAUCGCCGAUGCCUGUGAUUUAACCAUCGAUGAGAUGGAGAGUGCAGCCAGCAACCUGCUGAAUGGGACCGUGCACAGCCGGGCCAAUGGGGACGUGGGCCCCCUCUCCCGCCGGCAGGACUAUGAGCUGCAGGACUUCGGGCCUGGCUACAGUGACGAGGAGCCGGAGGCCGUCAGAGAGGAGGAGGAUCUGGCGGACGAGAUGAUCUGUAUCACCACCCUGUAGCCCUGAGGCCUGGAAACAGUAGAUGGCCAGGGAACAAGUGCCUCGUAAUUAGGGAAGUUCAGGCACUGGCGUGGACCCUGUUCUCGCUCAGACUUUUGUGCAAGGGCCGCCGUGCCUCGAGGAAGCCAUAAACCUGGUAGGGAGCAUCCGCGCAUGUGGCCCCAGAAGCGCAGAGCCGUGGGUCCGCCCACCAGGAGGGGACCAGCAAGGUCAUCGGACAAGCCUCACCUGCUCCCCCAGAGUGCA
Sorex fumeus (smoky shrew) is the source of this 7211-nucleotide messenger RNA. It is a transcript of the gene CACNA1D, whose product is annotated as calcium voltage-gated channel subunit alpha1 D. Gene Ontology annotation, biological process: calcium ion import across plasma membrane. The record is from RefSeq and is a predicted model, not a curated record. The coding region runs from base 423 to 6965 and encodes 2180 amino acids. Gene Ontology annotation, molecular function: high voltage-gated calcium channel activity. Lineage: Eukaryota; Metazoa; Chordata; Mammalia; Eulipotyphla; Soricidae. The transcript is spliced from 49 exons. Gene Ontology annotation, cellular component: membrane; voltage-gated calcium channel complex.